AUGACACGAGAACAAUAUAUACUAGCAACACAACAGAACAGCCUGCCGAGAACUGAAAAUGCACAACUUUACCCUGUGGGGAUUUAUGGAUGGCGAAAGAGGUGCUUAUACUUCUUUGUCCUUCUGCUGUUGGUUACCAUGAUAGUUAACUUAGCCAUGACAAUAUGGAUAUUGAAGGUUAUGAAUUUCACUGUGGAUGGUAUGGGGAAUCUGAGAGUCACCAAGAAGGGAAUCCGACUUGAAGGUAUAUCUGAGUUUCUACUUCCAUUGUAUGUGAAAGAAAUUCAUUCCCGAAAGGACAGUCCACUGGUCUUACAGUCUGACAGGAAUGUAACAGUGAACGCAAGAAACCACAUGGGGCAACUCACUGGACAGCUGACAGUCGGAGCUGAGGCUGUGGAGGCACAGUGUAAAAGAUUUGAAGUAAGAGCAAGCGAAGACGGCAGGGUGCUGUUCUCUGCAGAUGAAGAUGAGAUAACUAUUGGGGCUGAGAAGCUAAAGGUUACAGGAACUGAAGGAGCAGUAUUUGGGCACUCUGUGGAAACACCUCAUAUCAGAGCAGAGCCAUCCCAAGACCUCAGGCUUGAAUCACCAACCAGAUCCUUGAUAAUGGAAGCUCCACGAGGGGUCCAGGUGAGCGCAGCUGCAGGGGACUUCAAGGCUGCCUGCAGGAAGGAACUGCACUUGCAGUCUACAGAAGGGGAGAUUUUUCUAAAUGCAGAUACAAUCCGACUAGGAAAUCUACCAACCGGUUCCUUCUCUUCUUCACCCAGCUCCUCAAAUUCUCGACAGAUAGUGUAUGAACUGUGUGUCUGCCCCAACGGCAAACUCUAUCUUUCUCCAGCGGGAGUAGGCUCCACCUGUCAGUCCAGUAGCAGCAUUUGCUUGUGGAGCUGAAGCGACUGAUUUCUCCUCACACCAGAAUAGCCUUUUGUUCCCGUCCGUCUGCUUCACAGUUUUGCUCGGUUUCCCGUGUGAUCAGUGCAGAGCUUCUUCAGAUGGACCACAGAGCAAACUGGUCCAGGAUCAGCAGGGAUUGGCGCCCACCUUCUCCUGAUUCACCUGACUCAACACAGUGUGACUGACUCAUCCGUGGGAGAAGCAUCUCCAGCAGGAAACCUGGAUCAUGACAUUUGCUCGAAAAGGAGAAUAACUUAGGUGCCUUUGCUACGCGGAGUGAAGCACACAGUUUUAGA
Molecule: messenger RNA, 1196 nt
Organism: Peromyscus eremicus (cactus mouse)
Lineage: Eukaryota; Metazoa; Chordata; Mammalia; Rodentia; Cricetidae
Gene: Sgcz
Product: sarcoglycan zeta
Exons: 7
Coding region: 1-897 (298 amino acids)
Biological process (GO): heart contraction; cardiac muscle tissue development
Cellular component (GO): sarcoglycan complex; sarcolemma
Source: RefSeq, a predicted model, not a curated record